UGCGUCGUGUGGGAUCUUCCAACCAGGCUCUAACUCGCUCCGUCCUUCUGUCCGUCAGAAUCUUCUCCUUCCAGAAAUCCCACCACCGCCCAUCCAUCUGGACCGCCGGCAUUAGUUUCUGGUCUUCGUGCUUGCGCUUCCACCCGUCCUCCGGCGAUUCGCGCCCUAAAUCGGCCCUCUCCGACUUCACUCCCUUACAGUAGGAUUUCGGCCUCUGGGGAGUUUCCCGCCGAUGCUGAAAUUGAAGAGGUUUCAGACUUCCUGAAUUGGGAUUCAUCGCGCCAACACCGGCCGCGGCCGGGGUUUCACCUUUUAGCUAUGACUCAUCAGGCCACCUGAGACUUUUGACGGUGAUCUCGCAGUAAAGGAAGCGACGAUCUUCCUCCAUCCGACCUUCGAAUUCUGCGAGACUCCAAACAACAACAACAAAGCAAAAAAAUCUACUGUAAACUAGUGUCACUUGUACGCGAGGCGAUUCUGGAGGUAUAGGAAGACAGAAGCAAGAAAAAUGUCCAAGGUUAUAUACGAAGGGUGGAUGGUGCGGUAUGGGAGGAGGAAGAUCGGGCGAUCCUUCAUUCACAUGAGGUACUUUGUGCUGGAACCGAGGGUUCUUGCUUACUACAAGAAGAAACCGCAGGAUAAUCAGGUACCAAUCAAAACCCUUCUGAUCGAUGGCAAUUGUAGGGUGGAGGACCGAGGUUUGAAGACUCAUCAUGGGCUGAUGGUUUAUGUGCUAUCUGUCUACAACAAGAAGGAGAAAUAUCAUAGGAUCACGAUGGCAGCAUUUAACAUCCAGGAAGCUCUGAUCUGGAAGGAAAAGAUUCAGUUUGUAAUUGACCAGCAUCAAGAGUCCCAGGUGCCGAAUGGUAACAAAUAUGUCUCCUUUGAGUGUAAGUCGGGGAUGGAUAAUGGAAGGGCUGCUUCGUCCUCAGAUCAAGAAAGUCAGUUUAGUGCUCAAGAGGAUGAAGACGACUCUAAUUCGAAUUUGUUGCGGAGGACAACUAUUGGAAAUGGCCCUCCUGAUUCUGUAUUUGACUGGACUAGAGAAAUUGAUUUGGAAUUAACAAACCAGAAUGCUAAUGAUCAAGCAUUUUCUAGAAAGCAUUGGAGGCUGCUGCAAUGUCAAAAUGGUCUUCGCAUCUUUGAAGAGCUUCUUGAAGUUGAAUACCUUCCAAGGAGCUGUAGUAGAGCAAUGAAGGCUGUGGGUGUUGUUGAAGCUACCUGUGAAGAAAUAUUUGAACAAGUAAUGAGCAUGGAUGGGACACGGUUUGAGUGGGAUUGCAGUUUCCAGUAUGGCAGUUUGGUUGAGGAGGUAGAUGGCCAUACAGCAGUACUGUACCACAGGCUUCAACUGGAUUGGUUUUCAACGGUUGUCUGGCCACGCGACCUUUGUUAUGUACGUUAUUGGCGUCGAAAUGACGAUGGCAGUUAUGUUGUCUUGUUUCGGUCUAGAGAGCAUGAGAAUUGUGGUCCACAACCAGGUUACGUGCGGGCUCAUAUUGAGAGUGGCGGGUUCAAUAUUUCUCCUCUGAAACCUAGGAAUGGGAGACCCAGAUCACAGGUUCAGCAUCUUAUCCAGAUUGAUUUGAAAGGAUGGGGGGUGGGUUAUAUUUCAUCUUUUCAGCAGCACUGCCUCCUUCAGAUGCUGAAUAGUGUCGCUGGAUUGCGUGAAUGGUUUGCCCAAUCAGAUGAAAGAGGGGCUCCACCAAGAAUACCUGUUAUGGUCAACAUGGCCUCUGCUUCUAUUUCUUCUAAGAAGAGUCUAAAGUUGCAAGAAUCUUCUGUUCAUCAUCGCUCUGCUUCUCUUGAUCAAAUAAAUACGGCAGGCCGAAACUCAGCCAUGAUGGAUGAGUACUCUGACGAGGAUGAAGAAUUUCAAAUUGCUGAAGAAGAGCAGGAGGCUUACCUAAUAAGUCAGGAGAAUGAUGUGAAGAAAGCAGCUUCCGAAGAAGAACCUGGAGAUAAGAUUGACCUAUCCUGGUUUGUGGGUAAUCUACGCUAUGAUGAGCGAGAAAAUGCCCGCGAUUGCUGGAAAGUUUCUGACGGGAACAACUUUAGAGUGCGCAGCAAGAAUUUUUGUUUUGACAAAACUAAGAUCCCCGCAGGAAAACACUUAAUGGAUCUAGUUGCUGUUGAUUGGUUCAAGGACACAAAAAGAAUGGAUCAUGUGGCAAGGCGUCAAGGAUGUGCAGCACAAGUUGCUUCGGAGAAAGGACUCUUCACUGUGGUCUUUAAUCUGCAAGUCCCUGCUUCAACUCAUUACAGCAUGGUGUUUUACUUUGUGACGAAAGCAUUAGUACCUGGAUCUCUGUUGCAGCGGUUUGUUGAUGGAGAUGAUGAAUUCCGCAACAGUAGGUUCAAACUUAUUCCAUCAGUUCCCAAGGGCUCAUGGAUUGUACGCCAGAGUGUAGGAAGUACCCCAUGUUUAUUGGGGAAAGCAGUUGACUGCAACUACAUCCGUGGCCCAGACUACCUUGAAGUGGACGUCGAUAUUGGUUCUUCCACUGUUGCUAAUGGGGUACUGGGCCUUGUAAUUGGCGUUAUUACUACCUUGGUGGUUGAUAUGGCUUUCCUUGUACAGGCAAACGCUACGGAUGAGUUGCCGGAACGGUUGAUUGGGGCAGUUCGUGUUUCUCAUAUUGAAUUGUCAUCUGCAAUUGUUCCCAACUUGGAUCCAUCUUAAGAGUGACCUCUUGGUCUAGAAUAUAUUCUUGCAGACCCAUGUAUACCCAUUCUGUCCUCCAACUUUGCUGUCAUGAUUCAAUUUGGUAGUAUGGAGCAGAGAUGGUCCCUCAAAUCCAUCAAAUCCUGUCAAAUGGAACUAUCAUCUGGUUUCUUUUUGCCGCUCAUCUGGUAGUUUUUGCAUAGAAAUUUACUUUGGAAAGGAAGGAAAUCUAGUCCCAUAGUUACCAGCCUGUUCAUAGAAAUGUUGAAGUUCCUGUUCUUUCAUACAUUGCCAAAUUGUUUGGAUGGUUAAGUCUUUCUUUUACAUAUCUCUGUCAAGUUUUUCCUUCCAUGAAAACACUUCAUAAUAAUCCUUACAAUUCUUAUAGAUAUAGAUGGAUAGCAGAUUCAGUAAUCUGGUCCGCAGUCGUCAUCUCCUUGGCCAUCAUCCACAGGGUUGCCUUUGAACACAUCUUCAGCAUACAGCACGACUCCAUUGGCCACUGCGUACAGAUUCUUCCACCUCUGAACAGCAGCCGGGAUCGAGUCAUCGAUCAGACCGGCACCACCACGGUUCGUGAUCUUCACCAGCUCGCCGUCGCAGUUCUGAGAGUUAUCCAAAGCAGAAUGUAUUUCCAAACUCUUCGUCACGUCCCCCAGCCCUCUGGUCGUGAAGAAGAUGGCCGCAUCAUUAUAGUCGAGAGCACACAACUCCAGCGAAUGCUUGAACUUCGGGUUCUUCGCGUCUUUGCUGCUCAGAAUCUCGCCGAACAUCUCGCCCAAGACCUUCGACUCUUCCCUGGCGGCUUCCAUGACUAGUUCGGCCAGAGCUUUGAUGUCGUCGAACGCUGAUGCUGCUCCGGGAAUCGAUCGCAGGGUCGCGAUGCAGAGCGUCGGAUCGAUGUUGCUUUUCUUGCAAACUUCACCGACCAGGUUCGUUGCAGCAGCGGGGCUUGGAGCAGGCGCAGAGGCAGGGGCGAUCGCCAUUGGUGAAAAUAGUGGUCUAGCGUUCAUUAGUAGUGGAAGCUGCAGCAUGAUGAAGAUGGCCUGUGGAAUGAUCAAAGAAGGUGCAAUGGAGAAUCCCAUUUUUGUUGUUGUUUGGCAGCAAAGAAUGUGGAUGGUUGCUUGAUUUCUUUUACUGCUUGAUUGUGGCAGGGAGAGGAGAAUGUCAUUGCGUAUAUAUAGGUCGAUAGAUUUAUGGCGAACUUCGAGCGAGUUUCUGGAGAAGUUGGGUGUGUCCUCGUCAUAAGGUGUAGGUUGUUAUUACCGAUAAGCCGUGAAUUUGUUAAAUUAAACAGGGAACAAAUAAUAUUUUUGUGGUUCU
This is a messenger RNA of Linum tenue, 3988 nucleotides long. The record is from the annotation of a GenBank genome assembly. Lineage: Eukaryota; Viridiplantae; Streptophyta; Magnoliopsida; Malpighiales; Linaceae.